UCCGGCAUCAGCUGUUCUACUCCUUCGUUGCCGAAGAUCGGGCUUGAGUAUUGUCGGCACGAUGAAACUUUGCGUGUAACAAUGACAUUCUGUGACAGUUACAAUUAAAAACGUUUACAAUUAAAAAAACGCAAGAUUUCGCUUAUUAUUUUUGUUUUAUAUAUAACUGAAAGUGAAAUAUGAAUUUGACAAAGAUAUUUGGAGUUUCGAGAGGUGCGAAAUGCGCUCUCGAUAGAAGAUCGCACGUGCCGUUAUUCGGUAAUAUAAACACGCAAGCGAGAUGUAAGAGCGGUGAUAUAAAGCUGAAGAGGCCUAAGGCCAUCGAGACGAGUAGAUAUACAAAAUCGGAGGAAAAAACUGGACUAUACGGAUAUUGCUUGUUGGGAGUACCUAUCGCCACUUUUGCACUCGGCACAUGGCAAAUUAAGAGAUUAUGGUGGAAGUUGGAUCUAAUAGAAACUCUAAAACAACGCACUGCAGCAGAGCCAAUCGAUUUGCCGUCCAGCUUAAGUGAAUUAAAAGACAAGGAAUAUUAUCGUAUGAAAGUGAGGGGCAAAUUUUUAUAUGAAAGAGAAUUUUUGAUAGGACCAAGAAGCCUGAUUCUCAAUGGGCAGGCUGUUAGCGAGAAAGGUGGCGGAAUAUUUUCACGCAAAGGAAGCACAGGAUAUUACGUGAUUACACCUUUCAAACUGGAGGAUCAGGACGUGACUAUCAUGGUGAAUCGUGGUUGGAUUCCUAAAAGUGAUCGCUCAACGUUCAAAAUGGCAAAUAGGAUUACAGAUCCCGUAGAAAUUGUCGGCGUUAUCAGAGCGACCGAAAAGCGACCGCCGUUUGUGCCUGACAAUACUCCUUCAAAAGGUGUAUGGCAUUUCAGAGAUAUAGAUGCGAUGGCAAAGGUAGCAGAAGCAGAGCCCGUGUACAUAGAAUUAUUGGCCGAGUACGGUACUCCUCAAGGUCCGAUCGGAGGCCAGACGAAAGUAAAUUUAAGGAACGAACACCUGAGUUAUAUAAUCACUUGGUACUCAUUGUCUGCCUGCACGAGCUACAUGUGGUUCCGACAGUUUGUACAGAAAUUACCUCUUCUUUAAACUUCUUUAAAGUGUAGUUAGAUAUUUACUUGAUAUAUAUGCAAACACAAAAGAGAAUAUAGAAAUUAUAUGUAAUUAUAUGUAUAUUAUAAUUAUUACAUAUAAUUAUGUAAUAAUAUAUGUCAUAAUUAUUUUUUAAUUGCGAUUAUACAUUUCUUACAAUUCGUAUCCUAAUUCCGAUUGUAUAUUUUAUUUUAUUUUUUUUUUCACGUCUUUAUGGAAAAUUCAAAUGAAACGAUGUUGCUGAAACUUGUGCGAAAUGAACGGGUGCGAAACUGGAAAGAAAAA
This is a messenger RNA of Wasmannia auropunctata (little fire ant), 1376 nucleotides long. It is a transcript of the gene Surf1, whose product is annotated as surfeit locus protein 1. Gene Ontology annotation, cellular component: mitochondrion; membrane. The record is from RefSeq and is a predicted model, not a curated record. Gene Ontology annotation, biological process: mitochondrial respiratory chain complex IV assembly. The coding region runs from base 180 to 1088 and encodes 302 amino acids. Lineage: Eukaryota; Metazoa; Arthropoda; Insecta; Hymenoptera; Formicidae. The transcript is spliced from 5 exons.